ACAGAAAGACAUCUCCCUCCCCACCCCUUUCUCACCAGCGAGGCUUCCUGCCUGCUUACAGGAGAGAGGCCAAGGAUCAGGGGUGGGCGGGGGAAUCCUGGUCCCCCAGAGUCAGUCCCCCUCCUUUCCUCCCUCCCCCUCUGCUUACACGUGAGUGCAGGGACAGCCCGGAUCACUCCGUGGCUUCCCAUUCUCAUCUUCUUCCUCGGAGCUGCCCUCCUCCUCGCAGCUCAGCCAUCUCCAGGGCAGUAAGUCCUCAGCUCUGCCACUGCUCAGUCUUUCCCAUCUGGUCCAUUCCCGCCAACUCCCUGAGGCUGUGAACAGCCUAUCUGGGAAGCUGCAGCACAGCUACAUCUGGGCUGAGGCUGCUCCCAGGGCACCGGAUAAAGAAACAGAAGCUUGGAGAGGGAAAGUGAAUUGCCCAAGGUCACAUAGGUCCCCUUGCUCUUUUUUUCCCCAGAGCUGGGGCUCCCUGUGUGCUUUCCCUCCAAAGUCUCCACAGGCCUGAACACUGGUUCUAAGGAUGAGUAGCCACGCCAAUAGCCUCUUCCUGAGGGAAAGUGUUUCCCAACGCCUUGGGAGGCAGAGUUGGCUACAAGGGUUUCAGGACUCCAUGCAACAGCGUGCUGCCCGAACCCGUCUGCAAAUUCAAACUAUGAACCGGGAGCGAGUAUUUCGCUUCCUUCGGAGAAAUGCCUUCAUCCUUCUCACAGUCAGUGCUGUGGUCAUAGGCAUCAGCCUUGCCUUUGCCCUGCGCCCUUAUCAACUGACCUAUCGACAGAUUAAGUACUUCUCUUUUCCGGGAGAGCUGUUGAUGAGGAUGUUGCAAAUGUUGGUGUUACCCCUCAUUGUCUCCAGUCUAAUCACAGGUAUGGCAUCUCUGGAUAACAAGGCUUCAGGGCGGAUGGGUAUGCGGGCUGCUGUUUACUACAUGGUGACAACAGUCAUUGCGGUCUUCAUUGGCAUCCUCAUGGUCACUAUCAUCCACCCUGGGAAAGGAUCCAAGGAAGGAUUGCACCGAGAGGGCCGCAUUGAAUCUAUCCCUACAGCUGAUGCCUUCAUGGACCUUGUCAGGAAUAUGUUCCCACCCAAUCUUGUGGAAGCCUGCUUCAAACAGUUCAAGACACAGUACAGCACCAGGGUGGUGACCAGGACUGUCAUGAAGAUGGAAAACAGGACAGGAUUGGAUAUCUCCCCUUCGCCUCUUUCCCUGAUGGACAACGGAACUAGUGUCUUGGACAAUGUUACCCGUGCCCUUGGUACCCUACAGGAGGUACUGAGUUUUGAGGAGACCGUACCUGUGCCUGGCUCAGCUAGUGGCAUCAAUGCUCUGGGCUUAGUGGUAUUCUCGGUCAGUUUUGGCCUGGUCACGGGCAGCAUGAAGCAAAAGGGCCAUGCCCUGAAGGUAUUCUUCAACAGCCUCAAUGAAGCCAUCAUGAGACUUGUUGGUGUCAUUAUCUGGUAUGCUCCUGUGGGCAUCCUCUUCCUCAUUGCUGGGAAGAUCCUAGAGAUGGAGGACACAGCUGUGGUUGGUGGACAACUGGGCAUGUACACACUGACUGUCAUCGUGGGCCUGCUCAUUCAUGCUGGGGGUGUCCUCCCCCUCCUCUACUUCCUCAUCACACACAAGAAUCCCUUCCCCUUCAUCGCUGGUAUGCUGCAGGCCCUCAUCACGGCCAUGGGCACUUCCUCCAGCUCAGCAACUCUGCCCAUCACCUUCCGAUGCUUGGAGGAGAACCUUGGUGUGGAUAGACGCAUCACCAGGUUUGUGCUGCCUGUGGGGGCAACCAUCAACAUGGAUGGCACUGCCCUCUAUGAAGCCUUGGCAGCUAUCUUCAUAGCCCAGGUCAACAAUUAUGAACUCAAUCUUGGACAGAUCACCACCAUCAGCAUCACAGCCACAGCAGCCAGCAUAGGGGCCGCAGGCAUUCCCCAGGCUGGCCUUGUUACCAUGGUCAUUGUGCUUACAUCAGUCGGGCUCCCAACUGAGGACAUCACACUCAUCAUAGCUGUGGACUGGUUCUUAGACCGCCUCCGAACUACCACUAAUGUUCUGGGAGACUCAGUUGGUGCUGCCAUCAUUGAGCAUCUGUCUCGGAAGGAGCUGGAGCUGCAGGAUGCUGAGCUAAGCCUCCCAAGCCUUGGAAAAUCUUAUCAACUCAUCGCCCAGGAGAAGGGAGCCAAUAGAGCUCGGGGAGGCAAUGAAAGCAACAUGUGAAUGACUGAUGGGUUCCCAGGCUAGAGCCAGAGUCAAACUGCCCAUAGCUGGAGGACCUAGAGACCCAUGUCAGAAGGGUUCCUGGCCUGUCUGGCUUUGAGCCCAAAGGCACCAGCUGCUCAGCCCUACCUGGAUCCUGUAGAAGAAAAAAAAUGAAAGUUUAUACAAGGCUUCAGUUCCUUCUCAGUGUGUUGGGAGUUAAUGUCAUAGCCUGGGCACAUGGGGGUGAUAUGGCUAUGGAUAACAAACAGAGCCCAUCCUAGGAGCGGGGGAGGGAAGGAGUUGCCCCUGUCCAAAUGUUCCCUAGGGGUAGAGGGGGAAAGGAAAGUCUCUGUCUCUAUGCUUCUGGAGCAGGGAGGGGAGGAGAAGCCCUUGUGCCUGUGUUCCCAGGGAGGAAAGAGAAAGGGAAGGUGACAAAGCACCUCCUGAGAGGCUAGGAGGAGGGGGAGGGAGACUAAGCAACAGUCCCUGGUCCAGGGUUUCUUGGGAAGAGUGAGGGGAGAGAAAGGUAUGAGGAAUGGUCUUUGUUUCUCUGCUUGAGGACCCAGGCCUUCUGCUGGGACAGACUCCCCUUCCCCUAGUCUUGGUCCCAAGUAAAUCUCCACCUCCCCCUGUGUUCUUUUCUUCAUUCCCCAUAAUCUAUAACCUUCAAAUGUAAGGUGAAGCCCUCCAGCAAAAAGAUCACUCAUUUGGUCAUAGUCUGAAUCCUGUGUCCCUUCCUUAUGCUUCCUGCCACAGAUCCCAAAGACCCCUCUCUUGGCUUUCAAAGCAUCUUAGAAUGGAAGCCAUCCAGCCCAACUUGUACUUGAAUAAGAGUUCUCUCUUUUAUCACCUAACUUCCUAGUUUCUUCCCUUGCCUCCCAUCCCUCCCAAGUUUCUCAGAAUUUGCAGUAGGAUAAAGGGGUCUUUGGGAGAAGAAAGAGCCUUGGGGUUAUACUUUCAGGGGAAAUAAAAUGCUAUAUAGGAUCACAGAGUUAGAGCUGGAAGGGAUAUUAGAGGUCACCUGGUCCAAACCUCACAUGUAAAGGUAUGAAUAUUGCUCCUCAUGCUAGAGACACCUUUCUUCCAUGGACCCUACAAGUGGGCAGGACUAGGAUAACAACUGCUCAGAGCCAACACAUGGUAGUUUGAGUUUGAGGUAUUCUAGUCUCCACACCUCUCGUACAUAUGAAAAUCCUGAAUCCCAGUCUGGUUAGUGCCCAGGCUCCAUCAUGUCUUCUUUGGUUUAGGCCAAUGUUUUUCAAAUGUGAGACCCUUUCAGGGGGUCUAUGAGGUAAAAACUAUUUUCAUAAUAAUACUGACAUUUUAAUUUCUAAUUUGAUGAAAAUGUAUGGUACAACCCACCAAAAACUCAAGCUCUUUAGGGUUCUCAAUAGUUUUGAAGUGUGAAAAAGUUUCCUGAGGUCAAAAAGCUUAAAAACUACUGGUCUAGGCUUUAACUUAAUGUGUGGUAUUUUAUAACUUUAUAAAAACCUUAUCCCACUAAGAUUCUUAUCUCCUUCCCAAUUUUAUGUGAGCCAAAGGAUUACAUACUCACAGUGUAGGGUAGAACCCAUUUACUGAAUAGUAUCAGAAAGAAAAACCAGAAUAUUAAAAUUCUUCCACCACUGACAAAUGGCUGCAGCAGUAAGGCCUGAAGGCUACAAAUUUGCCCUCAGUCCCAUUCUUCAGCCAGGUGUUCUAGGUAUACCUGGAUUACCUUCAAAGAAGUACUUUCUGGCAUACUAGUUUUAAAGUCCAUGGAGGCAGGGGAAAGAAAAAGAAUUGUCCCACCAGCCUUUACUCCUGCUUCCUAAAGAAGGCAACCAGAAGAUCCAAAGUUGAGAGUCAUCUUGGUAUUCUACCAGGGAGGCUAUUAUUUCUUUCCAUACUAUCACUCCAGUUUCCCCUUCAGCAUGCUGUCAUAUGCAUUCUCUUGUUGGAGCUCUCCUAGUGUGUUGGCCAAGCAAACAGCCAUGACAGUUCCAAAGCUGCUAGCUCUGAUCCACAGAAACUCAGGAGGGCUGGAUGACUUCCCCCGCUCCCCCUGAAGCAAGUCCCUUCUCUCUAUGAUGCAUCCCUUUCAGUUGUGUUGGCCACCAUUUCCAAAGAGCAGUUACAGGGUCAUAGGCUUAGAGCUGGAAAGGACCCCAAAGGCUAUUUAGUCCAAUCCCUCAUCUUACAGGGAAGGAAACCAAGACCCACACAGGUCAAGUGACUUGCCAAAGUGUGCCCAGGUUGUAAAUGAUUAUUAGAGUUGGGGUUUGAACUCUGACUCCAGAGGAAGUGUUCAUUCCACUAUACCACACUGUCCCUUUGUUUUAAAUUCCCCUCUGCUUCUGCAACUGCAUCAUAGGUAAAACCUGAGCAAUUUUGACUCAGACCCAUGGCAUUUCUUAAUCUCUCUGGCACCUGGAGAUGGCAAAAUAAUUGCAGGGGAGGAAAGCCCAAUGGUUUCAAAAUCCAGGGUAUGUACAGAUGAGGAAACCAUGACUCAGAGAUGUUAAGGUUGCAUAGGUGACCAUAAGCAGCCUAGGUUGCUGAACCUAGGUCAUCUGAUCGUACACCCUAUCCCCUAUCUACUGUACCUAUUUGCUAAUUCUUAGAACUUUUAAUAAUGACAAUAAAAGCAACAGCAGCAAUAGCUAGCAUGGAUAUAGCUCUUUAAAGUUUUCAAAGUACUCAACAAAUGUUGUCUCAUGUUAAUCCUCACAACAACCCUGAGAGGGAGGUGCUAUUAUGACCCCCCCCCCCAUUUUAGAGUUGAGAAAACUGAGGCAGAUAGAGGUUAAAUGACUUUCCCAGGGUCACACAGCUAAUAAUUGACCAAGGUCAGAUUUGCAUUCAGGUCUUCCUUAUUCUAAGUCCAGUACUCUAUCCACAAAACUCAAGUUCUCACCUAGAAAGCAGGGGACUCAAAUUAAACAAACACUUACUGUGUGCCUACCAUGCACAGAGCCUUUUGUACUUGGCACCAAGGAAAUAAAUAAAUUUUAAAAAUUAAAAGAUAUAGACCAUACAGCUGGGGAAUGGGGGUGUGUGUGCAGCAUACACAACAGAGAAGUUAUGCUAAUACACAAAAAACAAAACAAAGCAAUGGAACUAAUUCAGUUUACAUAGAUUCUAGGGAGGAGAAUUUGGCACAGUGUCUCAGACUAUUUUUUUUUUAGACAAGAUGACAAAAUGUAGACUUGAUAAUACACAAUU
Molecule: messenger RNA, 5404 nt
Organism: Dromiciops gliroides (monito del monte)
Lineage: Eukaryota; Metazoa; Chordata; Mammalia; Microbiotheria; Microbiotheriidae
Gene: SLC1A6
Product: solute carrier family 1 member 6
Exons: 11
Coding region: 524-2218 (564 amino acids)
Biological process (GO): L-glutamate transmembrane transport
Cellular component (GO): plasma membrane
Molecular function (GO): L-glutamate transmembrane transporter activity; glutamate:sodium symporter activity; neutral L-amino acid transmembrane transporter activity
Source: RefSeq, a predicted model, not a curated record